AUGUCGUCCAGUGAAAUCUAUCGCUAUUACUACAAGACGUCCGAGGACUUGCAGGGCUUCAAGACGGCAGCCACUGAGCCCUACUUCAAUCCGAUGGCCGCCUACAGUCCGGGUUUGGGUCCGGGCAUGACCCACUAUCAGUUCAAUGCCAAUGCUUUGGCCAACUCGGGCAACGGCUUCAUCAGCUUUGAGCAGGCCAGCUCCGAUGGCUGGAUCACCUCGUCGCCGGCCAGUCAUCGCUCAGAGAGUCCCGAAUAUGUGGAUCUCAACACCAUCUACAACAAUGGCUGCCACAUGGGUCACCACCAAGCCCAGCAGUACGGACUGAGUCUGCAGCAGCCACAAGCAACAGCAGCAGCUGCAGCACCAGCAGCAGUGUCCAUUGCAGAAGUGCCGAUGGUUCCGCUAGCUGCAGUGGAGGUCAUGGGCUCCUCCAAUGUGGGCACUUGCAAGACAGUGCCAGCGCCUGCCGCCGUCAAGCCCAAGCGCAGCUACACAAAGAAGAAUCAGCAGACUGCCGCGACAGCCACAGCCACCUCCGCACCAUCCACCAUCAGUGCCAGCAGCUCCACGGCCGCGGCUCCAGCCAAUCUCUACGCUGAUGAGUUCCAGAGCUUUGACUUUGACAACUCCGCUCUGUUCGAUGACAGCGUGGAGGAUGACGACGAUCUAAUGUUGUUUGGCAGCGGCGGCGAGGACUUUGAUGGCAACGAUGGCUCCUUCGAUCUGGCCGAUGGCGACUGUGAGGAUGCCGCUGGAUCUGCAGGCGGCAAGAAGCGUCGCAACAAGCAAAUCCCGCCGGUGGUCAAGAGGAAGCGUCGCCUGGCAGCCAAUGCCCGGGAGCGUCGUCGCAUGCAGAACCUCAACCAGGCCUUCGAUCGUCUGCGCCAGUAUCUGCCCUGCCUGGGCAACGAUCGUCAGCUGUCCAAGCACGAGACCCUGCAAAUGGCCCAAACCUACAUCUCGGCGCUGGGCGAUCUGCUCCGCUAAGAGGGGUGACGUGACAGGACACCAAAGUUAUAUUUGUUAUCCAGUUUGUUGGAGCCUUGCCAAAUGUUGUACCUAUAAUACCUGUAAAUAGCCCAGUAGUAAAUUAUCGCUUGUUUAUUGUUUAGUUAGCUAGUUUAAAUGGAAGACAAUGAUUAAGAAAAAACAAAAAACAAAAAAACAAAAAA
Molecule: messenger RNA, 1175 nt
Organism: Drosophila obscura
Lineage: Eukaryota; Metazoa; Arthropoda; Insecta; Diptera; Drosophilidae
Product: protein atonal
Exons: 1
Coding region: 1-990 (329 amino acids)
Molecular function (GO): protein dimerization activity
Source: RefSeq, a predicted model, not a curated record